Messenger RNA from Trifolium pratense (red clover), 2825 nucleotides. RefSeq names its product protein argonaute 5-like. The record is from RefSeq and is a predicted model, not a curated record. Gene Ontology annotation, cellular component: cytoplasm. Gene Ontology annotation, biological process: regulatory ncRNA-mediated post-transcriptional gene silencing. Gene Ontology annotation, molecular function: nucleic acid binding. NCBI's taxonomy places the organism in Eukaryota, Viridiplantae, Streptophyta, Magnoliopsida, Fabales, Fabaceae. The coding region runs from base 440 to 1345 and encodes 301 amino acids. The transcript has 17 exons.
AUCUUCAUCACCACAUGUUCAUCAUUUUCAUCAAAAUCCCAAAAAUUUUAAAAACACUGUUGUCAAAAUUUAUUAACCGAAACAAAUCAAAAUCAUCUUCCAUAAACCUUAAACUUAAACAUAUUCAUCAUCUUCAAAAAUCAAAAUCCCUAAAUUCUCAAUAUACCCUAAUCUAUAUAUCUAUAUAUAUAUAAAGGUUGAUAAACUUUGCAACCCUAAUUGAAAACCCUAAUUAGGUAACCAAUUAGUGCUUAACACAUUUGCCUCAUAUCUAAUUGUAUUAUGCCACCAUGUGCUUGUCUUGGCCCAAUGAUCAUGUUCCACAUACAACUUUGAAACCAUCUAUAUGUCACACAUGCAAAGCUUCACAUGACAAGUGUGUUGGUUGUGAUGCUGAGGAGGUAACUAGAAGCAAUAUGUAACAGAUGCAUUGAGUCCAAUGACAUAUGUAUUUCUCUUUUCCCAAAUUUUUUUCAUUUGUAAUGUUUUUUUCUCUCUCUUCUCUCCCCCUCUCUCUCGUACCUCUCUCUUUUCUCACCAUCACUUUCAUCUCUCCUCCCUGCCUCAUCUCCUCCUCCACCACCGCAUCCACCACAACCUCCACCACCACCUACAAAUCGAUCUCCGAAUCAGAACGUCCUCUCCGCUUCCGGUGAUGCCGCCGUCAUCAGAAUCACGUUAUUCUUCCUCUCAGAUUUACAAACCCAGCAACUACAAAGAGAUCGAUGAAGAUUUGGAAUUAAGGUAUCCUCAUAAAGGAAUGUUUAAAGAGCUUCUCAAAAAGCAAGGUUCACAAAAUUACGGUUUGAUUGUUGUUUCAGAAAUCAAUUAUCAGAGAUUGUUGUUCAUGAAUUUGAAGAAAAAGAAAAUGGUUGAUGGUGGCAAGGUUCAAUUUUGGGGUUGCCUUUGCUUUGCAAGAAUGGACCCAACUCUGUUUUGCCAAGAGUUGGUUACUAUGUGUCAAGCCAAUGGACUGAUUUUCAACCGAGAUCCUGUGGUACCUCUUUCCCAAAGCAAUCCUACUCAUAUUGAGAGAGAGCUUGAGAAUUUUAACAAGAAGUGCAAGGCAAUACUUGAAAGCAAACAGCAGAUGCUUCAAUUGCUGAUAAUAAUUAUGCCUGAUUUCAAGGUUGUGAGGACUUAUGAUAAAAUAAAGCGUGUCUGUGAAACUGAACUGGGAAUUGUUUCUCAAUAUUGUCAGCCAAGGCAAGCGCAAAAGUUGAAUAAGCAGUAUCUUGAAAAUCUGGCUUUGAAGAUUAAUGUCAAGGUUGGUGGUCGUAACACUCUGCUGAAUGAUGCAUUUGAGAGAAGAAUUCCACUUGUAAUUGCUAAUUGGUCAAUGUGAUUUUUGAAGAAGUGUGGGUUAAACCCGUGUUCUAGGACAGGGCUGCACUAAAAAGGAAAUGAAGUCUGGGGACGCUUCUGAAGUUGAGGUACUGAAGCUGUAAAAAUGGUGUUUUGAGGACUACGAGUUUGGGUACUCAAGCGGCACAAACAAAUGGUUUUAGGCUUGCGGAAUAACGUCCUCUGCUAUUAAAUCAGGAUACACCAGAGGGGGUGGAUUUUGAUCUAGAUUGAAGGUUUUGAUCAUCUGUUAUAAGAGGUUUGAUUGAAAAAAAUGUAAUAACAUGUAUAUAGUAUUUAUACCGGCGAGGAAGAGAGUUCCUACCGAGAGAGUUGCGGUGGCAGUUCGCAGUGACAUCGCGGUGCUUGGCGAUGGAGGUGAUGAAACCUUUUUCUCCUUCUUUACUCUGGGUCCUAUCCUUCAUUUUCCAUUCUUCUUUUCAUUGCAGCAAUCAUAACUGCUUAUUAUCAUUCAGCUGAAGCAGCUAUGUCUAAAGGAUCUUUUGAAGAUAAUUUCAGCAUAAUGUUGUCCCAGGAACAUUUUACUACCUCUACAGAUGGACAGGUGUGAUAUCUCUCCUUAGACAAUGAUACAGUGAAAUUGAGGUGCAAUUGGGGUUCAACCAAAUGAUCACCCUGUCAAAUCAGAGCUUGUUAUAGCUAUUAAUGGACAAUUUCCAGGACCUUUGAUCAAUGUUACAACCAAUAACCAUCUAACUUUGAAUGUGUUCAAUAAGUUGGAUGAAGAUCUUUUCAUUACAUGUUUGCAAUCUAACAGACUUGACAAAGAAUUUUGUGGUAUGCCUGGUAUUCAAAUGCGGAGAAACUUGUGGCAAGACGGAAUUCUUGGUACUAAUUGUCCGAUUCCUCCUAAAUGGAAUUGGACAUAUCAGUUUCAAGUAAAGGAUCAAAUCGGGAGUUUCUUAGGCAUAUUUGGAGCAAAGGAAAGCAAGAGGAGAAGGAACAAUCAGUGGAUCUUUCAUAUAUUCCUAUGCUUCCAAGUAUAAAUUGAGCUGAACAACGUGCUGAGCUUUUAAAGCAUGUACAGUAAGCAGAACAAGAAGGUAUCAUCUGAUGUUAGUGAACCUGAUGUUAGUGGACACUGCUACUAUGAAUGCCUACAAUGGUGGAUGGGUUGCUUUUUGUAGAACACGUAGAUUGGUUGAAGGGAUGCACCAAACGCCUUGACUACCAAGUUAUUUAUGUUAAGGUUGCUACUGAUUUUUCCAUGCGAGCUACUUUGGUGCAGCAAGUGAUAGAUGGAAAGUUUGUUCCUUCUAUGGUCGUGGCACAAUUCUUUGCGGUCACACCAUGAUUUGAAUUGUUCGGAGUUAUGUUGUCUUUUUUGAUUCAUAUGUAUGAAUUCAUGGUUUAUUAUGUGAAUUUUGAUGGUAGUGUCAUGUUUUAUUUUGAUAGUAAUGUUGAAUGGUUAAGCUAUGUACUUGGUUAAACUUUUGCAAGAUGGCUUUUGCUCUUCGUUA